Molecule: messenger RNA, 4851 nt
Organism: Acanthopagrus latus (yellowfin seabream)
Lineage: Eukaryota; Metazoa; Chordata; Actinopteri; Spariformes; Sparidae
Gene: klhdc3
Product: kelch domain containing 3
Exons: 11
Coding region: 243-1391 (382 amino acids)
Cellular component (GO): cytoplasm
Molecular function (GO): chromatin binding; protein binding
Source: RefSeq, a predicted model, not a curated record
GGAAUACGGGUUUCUCCAGGACUCAAACAGCCGGUAGGGGGUGCUAGCGGACGGUUCUUCCCCAACACGUCACGAGGGAGUCGGUCGGUAGGGGCUCCCGGUGGAUACCGCUGCCUGUCUAAACACCAGAUAACAAGGAGCGACUGCACCUGAAGGUUUCAGUGGUGCUGACUUGAUGGAAUCCAAGCGAGCAACAAAGUGAUGGUCUAGGACUCGCAGUCACAGAGGUGCUUGCGCGUGGAAUGUUGCGCUGGUCGGUGCACCUAGAAGGAGGGCCGCGGAGAGUCAACCAUGCUGCUGUGGCGGUGGGCCACAAGGUUUACUCCUUUGGAGGCUACUGCUCCGGGGAGGACUACGAGACACUCCGUCAGAUUGAUGUGCAUGUCUUCAACACAGUGUCUUUACGCUGGAUGAAACUGCCUCCAGUGAGGACGGGAGGACACGAGCGUGCCCGUGAAGUGCCAUAUAUGCGUUAUGGCCACACAGCUGUGCUGCUGGAUGACAUUAUCUACCUCUGGGGUGGGCGUAAUGACACAGAGGGGGCCUGCAACGUGCUUUAUGCCUUCGAUAUCAACACCCACAGAUGGUUCACACCCAAGAUUUCGGGAACUGUCCCAGGGGCGAGGGAUGGCCAUUCGGCCUGCGUCCUGAUGAAGGCAAUGUAUAUAUUUGGAGGCUAUGAGCAGCUGGCGGACUGCUUCUCCAAUGACAUCCACAAGCUGGACACCAACACCAUGGUUUGGUCAUUAAUAAAUGCAAGAGGCACUCCGGCACGCUGGAGGGACUUCCACUCAGCCACCAUCAUCGGGACAAAGAUGUUUGUGUUUGGAGGGCGAGCCGACCGCUUUGGACCCUUCCACUCAAACAACGAGAUCUACUGCAACAAGAUCAAAGUGUUCGACACAGAGACCAACUGCUGGCUGAGCACACCUUCAACACAGCCGUUGCCAGAGGGACGCAGGAGCCAUUCAGCCUUUUCCUACAAUGGUGAGCUUUAUAUAUUUGGAGGAUACAAUGCCCGUCUUGACCGGCACUUCAACGAUCUCUGGAAGUUCAAUCCAGAAGCUUUUGCCUGGAUGAAGGUAGAACCGAAGGGGAAAGGCCCGUGUCCGCGUAGACGUCAGUGCUGUUGUAUGGUUGGAGAUCGCAUCAUCCUCUUUGGAGGAACCAGUCCCUGUCCAGAGCAAGGAAUGGGUGAUGAAUUUAACCUCAUGGAUCAUUCAGACCUGUAUAUCUUAGACUUCAGCCCUAAUUUGAAGACGUUAUGCAAAAUAGCUGUUAUUCAGUACAGUCUGGAGCAGUCAGGACUCCCACAUGAUAUCAGGUGGGAGCUGGCCGCCAUGACCACCAACAGCAACAUCAGCAGGCCCAUCUUCUCCUCCCACGGCUGACGCUGCUGAACGCAAAGCAGAACCAGAACUCCUCGCUCUGUUUCAGGACACUAGGCUUUUAUCUUUCUAACCAACUGAAACUUCUACGGACUGUUUUUGAGGAGUCUGGAUCUGAAAUUGUUUGAUUCAAGCGAAAACUCCGACCAAAAUUUCCUGAGUGCGACUUCCCCGGAAGGACGUCCAUGAAGGAUAUUUUAACCCUUGAGACACUGAUGAUAUGAGACAGAAACUAUUGACACCUUCUUCUCUUCUUUCUAGCCUCUCUAGAAAUCCAAUCAGCCUAUGAUAAUCAUAGACUUCUAAUCUUAAGCACAGGAAGAGACGACAAGAACUUCAGCCAAAGGUCUUGAGAGCUAACCUCUUUGUUGAGGAUGUCACACUCAACAGAUCUCUGCUAAGGGACAAAAGUGAUCCUUGUGUUCCUGAUACAAAGAGACUGAAACGGUCAUGAGUUUGUAUAUCUUGCAGCUCCUACUUAGUCACAAAACUAUGUAAAACUAUCAUGUCCAUUUGAGGCAAAUUAAGUUAUGUACACAGUAUACGGAGUGGAAGAGGCUAAGUUAUUACUGGGUGUUGAUGCAAGGAGAGAGUGUGUUGGGAUUUUUUGGGGGCGUUAUGCUUGUGAAAGGUUCUGUUCGACUGGCUUUCAAUGCGAAACUUUUUCCCUACUUCAUCAUAACUUGGCUAGCACCCCUCUGCUCUUAAGUGUCUCAAAGGUGAUUUGCAAGACAACUAAAGCAAGCUGCCUGUCUGCCUUGUAAAAUAAUCAUGUCCAUCUACCUCCCUCAAAAGUGUGUGGGUCUUUAAUAAGACUUCCCAUCAGACCCAUUAGAAUCUACAUUUCCCUCGGAAAAAAAGGCCUUUUCACAGGGACGUUUGUAUUUGUUGUAUUCUUCCAAGAAUUGUCAUAAUGUCACAGGAAGAGUGCGACUCAGCCUGCCACCUCACCCUUACCCUGCGGUUUCUUUUUCAGUGCCAAAUGCAGAAGGGAAUCGUGAUGCAAACACAUACUGUGUAUGUGUGGAAGCACGUUGUCCCAUCGGCGAGUAAUCCUAGCCCACCUGCCUGAGUUUGCCUGUUGUUGUGGGGGGGGGAAUCAUCACGAAUAUGCAUAAUGUAGUCGUUCCUCUUUAGACAAUCCGACAGCGUUCAGAGACCCCUCCUCAUGACCUGCUUAUUCAUUGAGAGGUGACAAAACAGGAAUAGUGUGGCCGUAUGUUUGUGUAUGAGCAAAGCUACACCUGAGCAGAUGUUUUGAAUGCAUAAGGGCUGUUAUUAGAUGACACCACGCAGCUUGAAGAGUACCCAGAAUAGCUCAAAUUGGGGGUGUGUGGUUAAGAUUUUAUUGAUACUAAUAACAUUUUAGAACAAACUUAAAAAAGAAACACCAGCUGUCGGUCUUUUUUUUUUUUUUUUUAACCAUUUAUCUCCAUCAAGGACCAGUUUUGGGAUAUUCUGUAGUUUGGAUAUUGACAGCAAAUCCCAUUUAAAAAAAGACCAAAACCUACAGUGUUAAUUCCUCUCAGUAUGCUUUGCCACCAUGUCUGUGCCCAUUUGUUCCUAGUGGCCAGUACCUACAGAUGGUUCAUUAAUUUCCCAAAACAGCUGGACAACUUCAUUUGAACAACUUUUCUCUAACAGGAGGAUAUGGUGCAUAUGGUGGGGAAUUUUUUGCAGUGGCGGUUUUGGUCCACGGGCAGCGAGUCUAUACAGCUGCAGCAUGGCGUAAUUAGGAUCGAUUCAAAUCAGACUAAAGUGGCUAAAUGAGCCGGGUACAGUGUUGUGGCUCUGAAAGACUACAGAGAAGAUGCAUUAGGUUUUGGAUACACUAAAUAUGUUGGGUUUUUUUUCCAGUUAAUUGUUGGUUUCGGCCUUUUUAUGGGAAUUUUUGACAAUAAGAAAAACACAGAACAUCACCAGACUUCUCGUUUGAAUCUUGAUAAUAAGACAUAUGGCAUGACAUAGAAAUGAAUAACUUGGCGAGGAUGAAUAUACAGGCAGAAGAGUUGUAUUUACUGUAUGCUGCCUAAUUAUGUUGAUUGUGAAUAGGAACUGUGUUGCCACAAACUUGUGAGCUGCAUCAAUGCUUUUCAGCCCUGGUCUUUGGGACCAAGUGUGCUCCGGCUGUCCGUCCUACCUGAUUGUUAAACUCCAUCUAGAACUAUAUUUUACCCUGAAUUACUGGUUAGAAUUGAACCCUGCAGGGCUCUGGGUCCCAAACAUCAGGAUUGGACAACACUGACCCACAUCCUAAAUGUUUACAAAUCUGUGUAUUACAUGUGAAGCAGUGUAAAACAAUCUUAAAUGCAGGUUAGAGUCACCAGAUAACUGCACUAAAGCCAAUCGCGGCAUGUCAGGCCUUACAGGGGGGAGACAUGUCGGUGCUGCUCUUUGCCUAAGUAGAGUUCCAGAUUUUGAGACGAUUGCCUGCCCGAACCAAGUGUGAAUUUUAUUUACAGACCGGUGGUGCCAAUGUGACACAGUCUUUGUGCCGUCUAACACUACACACACACACACACACACACACACACACACACACACACACACACGGACAUAUCACACACUGGAUAUCUCCCCAGUACCCAAGUAACUUGGACUAAGCAACAGCUGGUGCAGUGAAACCACAGGGACGCUGAAAAACAAAACCUACUGGUGAACAAAUCAAACUGACACCAAAUGGCCAUCAGCAAACUGAUGAUAUUUGUUUUCUCUCUCUCUCUUUUUUUUCUAAUGUGUGGUGUGGAAGUCGUUUUUGUUUCAGGAUUUUGGUCCUUCUCUUGUUGCGUGUGAAGAUUAUGGGUGAUGGUAUUUUCAGUCAAGAACUUUUCAGGUAUAUGAAGUAAAUAUUGAGCAAAUGACAAUGUAGACACUAUGGUCAGAAAAUAAAAUACCACAUCUGCACAACAGAUUUCCUCAGUGAUGGUCACUCACUUGCUUCCAACUAGUGACAAGUUGUCGUGAUUUAGCCCACAUGUAUUAGCAUUACAUUUUUAAUGGCAGCGAUGAUGCGCCUCUACUAUUUGCCAUUUAACUUAGUGGAUCUUUACCAAAAGCAUUUGCCAACCUCGAAAGAAACUGCUUCUGUGAAGAAAAGCGCAUCAUUAGAUUGUAGCACGCACUCAUUAUGAAGUUAUUCAGGGUGAGCAGGAAUUAUUUGCCAAGCUGAAGUACGUGACCAGACUGAUUUCAUGCCAAGAAGUGUUGUCUGUCUUUAGGGCUUAAAGUAGAUGGGUGAAUAAUAAAUAAACAACAAACAAUGCUUGGAAAAGAAUCAGAACAAAUUACUGAGUGUGUUUUUGAAUCAUUACGCAACUGUGCCGACUCCCUAUGCUCACUGUUUUUCUUUUUCUUUUAUAUUUUACACAUUUUUCAGAGGGACUCUGUAUCUGUUGAGGUUGGUCAGGACUUCCUGUGCAAUAUGCUUUAUAACUGUAUCAAUAAUAAAUCUGAGAAAAUUUGA